Messenger RNA from Acaulospora morrowiae, 152 nucleotides. The record is from the annotation of a GenBank genome assembly. NCBI's taxonomy places the organism in Eukaryota, Fungi, Glomeromycota, Glomeromycetes, Diversisporales, Acaulosporaceae.
CACUACGAGCACCACGAGUACCGAGGAAACUACAAGUACUACGAGCACAACAAGUACUAGGAGCACAACAAAUACUACGAGCACAACAAGUACUACGAGCACCAAAGGCACUACAAAAACUACGGACAAUCCUCAACCCACAGGCCCCAGUG